Molecule: messenger RNA, 1962 nt
Organism: Pterocles gutturalis (yellow-throated sandgrouse)
Lineage: Eukaryota; Metazoa; Chordata; Aves; Pterocliformes; Pteroclidae
Product: T-cell immunoglobulin and mucin domain-containing protein 4-like
Exons: 16
Coding region: 1-1962 (653 amino acids)
Source: RefSeq, a predicted model, not a curated record
AUGUCUUCUUAUUUCUGCAUGAGCUGGAUUCUUCUGGUCCUGUGUACAGGCCCCGCAGUAUCAGGAUCGGUUGUGAAAGGCCACGUUGGUCAGAAUGUCACCGUGCCCUGCUUUUACAGCGUUCAGGGGCCACACGACAUCACAUCCAUGUGCUGGGGUCGCGAUAGCUGCCCUGCUUCAAAAUGUUCUCGGACCAUUAUCUGGACAGAUGGAUGGAGGGUGACAGAGCGGUCCAGCAGCAGGUAUCUGUUGAAAGGGAACCUGUCGAUGGGCGAUGUGUCCCUCACCAUCGUGGACGCUGAGGAAGCAGACAGUGGGGUAUACUGCUGCCGCGUGGAGAUCUUGGGGUGGUUCAAUGAUCAGACAAGUAAUCACAACGUUGUGAUAGAGAAAGCUAGGAUCUCUACUGCAAGUCCUCACACAUACACCUCUGAACAGACCUCAGCUCCUGGGAGCACCAGCAAAUCAUCCGCUACCGUCACAAGAACGUGGCUGUCGGUUUCUUCUUCAGAAGCUCCUCAGACUGCCUCUGGUCCCUGCUCAAGCACCUCGGACUGCUUGGAUGUAACCUCAAACCUGCAGAACGUGUCUGUAUCACUUCCCAAUCAGCAGUAUUCAGAAAAUGGGCUAUACAUUGGGAUCGGUUUAUGUGCAGCACUUCUUGCCAUCCUUAUUUUGGCUCUGUUCCUCACUAGACAAUAUUUAUACAAUACGAAGAAGACAGGUGACUUCACAAAUGCCUUUCAUGAAGAAAUAUUCAAACCAGAUGCUAAUGUGGGUAUUGGCUGUAAACACCAAGUAAAUUUGGUCAUGAGGAGUAGAGCUGUACAUUGGAGACUGCCAACACUUGUCUUUCCUUCUUCUUCCUUGACAGCGCACACUGCAUCCGAAGCUGUUGUCAGAGGAGUUACAGGGCAGCCUGUUCAGCUGCCUUGCUUCUACCGGGUGGCUCAACGUAGGGACAUCUCCGAUGUGUGCUGGGGCAGAGGCCCGUGCCCAAAUUCAAAGUGCAAUAACAAAAUUUUGCACACCACUGGCAAUAGGGUGUCAUUCAGACAAUCUCAGAGAUACAGUCUCCAGGGCUAUAUUUCCUACGGAGAUGUGUCUCUCACCAUUGGGAACCUGAAGGCAGAAGAUGCAGGUACAUACUGCUGCCGCAUAGAGGUCCCAGGCUGGUUCAACGACAUCAAAAAGCACAUACGGCUGGAGGUGGUCAGAGCCCCUCCAGUGAGGACAACCACCACGAGAAAGACUCCUGUUCCCACCAGAAGCUUUAGAAAAACAACUUUUGCUCCCCAAACAACCUCUGAUCGUCAAACAGCAGCAGAGACUGCUGUCCUCUUGACAACCACCGUCCUCCCAGCAACAACUGCAGCCACCAAGCCUCCAGCAGUAGUUACACUGGAGACCACUGCUCCCCCAACAUUUGCUGUGACAGCAACCGAUACUUUUCCAGAAACUAUGGUGACGACCAGUGCUGUCCCAGAUUUUUCAACUGAUGUCCAAGCAGCUGAUAUGAGUACUGAAGAUUAUGAUGUGUUCUGCUCAACGGAGCCUGUUUCUCUUCCUGGAGUGACUGCCAAAUUCCCAAGUACACUUCCAACUUCAGAGGGAAUUGAUACUGGUGCUGAUACUUCUCUCAUGGUUGAAGGUGUCCCAACUGCAGCAACAACCCCACCAGCACCAACCACCCUUCACACCCUGAAGAGAACCCUCACUCCAGGGAUUUCGGCAAGUUCAGAUGACAAGGCUGAAAAACAUGAUGAUAGUGGAGAUAAGUUUCCCAGCUAUGCCAUUCUCAUUGCCUGUGUCAUAGUGGUGUCCGUUCUUUUCAUACUGAUGCCUUCAUUGUUCUUUUGGAAACGUAAACACACAAAGAAGUUUAUAAUGAAAAGCCCAGCGGAAGACGUUGAAAAAAUUUUCAGUGGUGCUGAAGGAGAAAACAGCAUUUUUUCCCUGUGA